AUGAUAACCAAAGUCGCUGAUCGGGAUACAAGGCCUGGAAAAAAAGAGGAUAGCUCCUCGAAGAAAUUUCGGACCCUAACCAAUGCGAUUCGUUUCUGUACUUGGACGGUGGGAGCGGAUGUCACCAAACCGGAGUACAAGUUUUACUGGCGCACCUACAUGACCGGAAUGCUGAUCUUCAUGUUCAUGCUCUGCACAGGAUACACUGUCUAUGUGGACGUGGUCAUCAAUGCCGAUUGGGUGGCUCUGCUGCAAACCUGCUGUCAAAGCGGAGCAGGCAUCCAAGGAGGGACUAAGUUCCUCUGCGUUCUCUUUUACCGCAAGGACGUGGUGGAAGUGUUGAACUUUCUACAUUUCACCUAUGAGAAACACGAAUGCCUUGGCCCAAAUUAUAAGAAGUCGCUGGAAGAUGCCUUGAAAUUACUAAUAACUUGCGCGAAAGGGUUGCUUUCGGUCUAUCUGGUUGCCCGUUUGAGCUGUAUAGCUUUCCCGGCAGCGUUUUAUGCUCUAUAUAAUGAGAAGCUAAUGGUUAUGCAGUUUCUGAUUCCGGGCUUGGAUCCCGAAACGAUUUUUGGCUACUGGAUGCUCACCGCCGUGCACAUUGUGUGCACAGUGUGCGGGUUUUUCGGAAACUUCGCCGCCGACAUGUAUAUAUUCGUCUUCAUUACGAGUGCGCCGCUGGUAAAGAAUAUCCUUAAAUGCAAGCUGGAGGAUCUUGAUACCAAGUUAGAGGCUUUUAAUGGGCAAAAGAUCUUACAGAAAGAUGUCCAUGAAGAUAUAAUGGGAAUCAUUAACUGGCACAAGAACUAUUUAAGACUUCUGGAGAGUUCUGAGCGGAUUUUCUUCAUAGUGAUCUUUGUGGAGAUGAUCACCAGCUUUAUGAGCAACCUGAGUAUCCUGUACUGCAUCCUCAUUGGAGUCUGGCCCUCGGGCAAGAUUUACCUUGCAUUCACGAUCACGUCCUUUUUUAUGUUCAGCGCCUUGGGAACAGUGGUCGAUAGUUCGAAUCAGGACUGCAGUGACAUCAUCUACACCUGUCGAUGGUACGAUUUGCCCAUCAGCGAACAGCGACUGCUGCUCUUCAUGCUGCGUAGAUCCCAAUCCACAUCCGGACUUUCGGUGGGAAAAAUGAUGCCCCUCAACAUGAACACCGCGGUGCAGAUUUCAAAGGCCAUUUACUCUGUUCUUAUGCUGCUGAUGAGCGGACGGGAGCAGUGAAUUUGGGCGGGGAAAAGCUGAUUAAUU
This is a messenger RNA of Drosophila gunungcola (fruit fly), 1245 nucleotides long. RefSeq names its product odorant receptor 67d-like. Gene Ontology annotation, molecular function: olfactory receptor activity; odorant binding. Gene Ontology annotation, biological process: detection of chemical stimulus involved in sensory perception of smell; sensory perception of smell. Bases 1 to 1218 code for a protein of 405 amino acids. Gene Ontology annotation, cellular component: plasma membrane. The transcript has 4 exons. The record is from RefSeq and is a predicted model, not a curated record. NCBI's taxonomy places the organism in Eukaryota, Metazoa, Arthropoda, Insecta, Diptera, Drosophilidae.